Messenger RNA from Paramisgurnus dabryanus, 3390 nucleotides. It is a transcript of the gene cacfd1, whose product is annotated as calcium channel flower domain containing 1. The record is from RefSeq and is a predicted model, not a curated record. Lineage: Eukaryota; Metazoa; Chordata; Actinopteri; Cypriniformes; Cobitidae. Gene Ontology annotation, cellular component: membrane. Gene Ontology annotation, biological process: vesicle-mediated transport.
UGGCUCCGCCUACAAUGCAACGCAGACAAGGGAACCUCCAACAAGACAACAGGAGCAAAUGCUCUACUACGCUAAACUGUCAUUAUAGAUAAGAUUAUACUAUUCUGAAGACACGGAUUCAAAGAUAGUGUAAUAACACUGUUUUUUCCAAGCGGAGGAAACCCGACAACAAUCUUCAGAGUCAACUGUACUUCACAGCCAUUGUCCGUGUCGGGAAAAAGCGACAACUAAAGGCCGCCGGUGGUACUGCAGCUGCCGGGAGUUGUAAGUGAGACAUUGGGAGUCUGAAUUAUUUAACGGUGGAAAAUGAGCUCCGAGGAGGCGGCAGCUCCAACGAAAACGGGAACAGAUGACGAUGGCAUGUCCUGGUGGUACCGGUGGAUCUGCAAAAUAUCUGGUGUGCUGGGUGGCAUAUCAUGUGCCACAAUGGGAGUUUGGAAUUGUGUGACUGUGAAUCCCUUAAACAUUGCAGCUGGAGUCUGGAUGGUGUUAACAGCAUUUGUGCUGUUUCUCUGUGAGGUCCCCUUCUGCUGUCAGUUUAUUGAGUUUGCAAAUGCAGUGGCGGCGCGUGCAGACAGGUUAAAGCCGUGGCAGAAAGCUCUCUUCUACUGCGGGAUGGCACUGUUUCCUAUUUGUCUGAAGUUGAACAUUACCACUCUCUUCGGGAAUGCCAUCGCCUUUGCCACUGGAGUGCUGUAUGGACUCGCAUCCCUUGGAAAGAAAGGUGAUGCUGUGAGCUACGCCCGGUUGCAGCACAAUAAACAGGGUGAUGACGAGAAAGUUGCAGGCACCACAGAUGGUUCUUUGCCGUGAUCUCCUCCUUCACCUCCUCCUUUACUCCUCUACCUCCAUUCCACCGCCCUCUCUUUGUGUGUGUUUGUAACCUGACUGGAGUGACCCAUCACUUCAUUGUUGGGAUACAGAUAUACCAAAUUAUUUUUUGAUCAGUGAAGUAAUUGGGUUUUAGGUGAAUAUUUGAUUUAAACUCUAAUGCACAAUUAAGUCUUUUUGUAUUUAUUGAAAAAUAAUUUUGUCUCGCAUUAUCAAAUUCGUAUCGGGUUGACCUUCGGUUUUUAACUUUAAAUGUUUUUUGUGUGUCAUUCGUGAGGGUUGAUUAACUACCGUCACCUGCCUCAUAUUUACAUCAAACAACCUCAGCACCAGCACAGGGAUUUGAAAUUAUGGCCAUUGGGAAUUUCCCACAAUUCUUUGCGCUGCAGAUGAUCACAAACAGAAGCAUUUGUGACGUGUUAAUCCGUUAAGACACUUAACAAACUUUGAAUUAUAAGUUUAAGCAUGGUAAAACGUGUUUCAACAAUUGCAGGGAUAAAAAACUGAAUCUGUGAGUGUUUAUGUACCUCCGUUAACAGGCCUUUACACUAAAUCCUGCGCUGCAGCAUGAUGUGUUUAUCAAUGCUGGAAUGUAUUUUUGCUACGCUGCUUUAAAAUCUUACAUUCAUUGAUUUUUGGCGGAUGAGUAUUUGUGUGUGUACUGGUUGUUUCAUGUAAGAGCUUGUAAUUGUGAGUGAUGGGUUAGAUUUUAAGGUUGCCCCAAGUUUACUCUGCGUCUUCAGGAACUUGUGUGUGUUUCUCUAAAGUUGUUCAUGUCUUGCCAUCUAAAGAAGGGCUUUUUAUCUAGAACAAAAAAAUAACUGGGAUGCUUAAUGAUGCAGUGAUCACAUUUUGCAUGUUUUGUCAAAGGCGGUUGUGCAGAAAAUGAUUGUCCUUCUCCACAUCAAGAAGCAUAUAUUUAACAUUUAUUUAUUUAUUUACAAGAGAAAACUUACAGUUCUGAAAUCUUAACAGUUUUAUAAACUAAAAACGAUUAUUUUUCAGGCAAACAAACUAAACUGAACCAGUCUGGUCCCAACACUGAACGCUAUAAAAAGCUAUUAUUAAAGUCUGUGUAAAGUCCGAUCAUAGAUAUGUAUAAAGGCUAGAUGUCUUAUGGCCGAGUCCCUAACGGCAUCACCAGGCGGCCAUCUUACCACAGGGCGCUCGCUCACUCGUAGCAUUGAGUUAAAUGGUGCAGGUACUUUUAAAUGACAAUUACUACCGAUUUUCAAACUGUUUGUUUUUUUACAAACGUUAUUAACGUGGCUAUAAUUCUGGAUGAUUUAACAUGUUUCAUGAAUUUUUAUUUAUUUUUAGUAUAAGUAUGCAGUGUCAUAGAGUCAUCGUCGACGUUUAUAACCAACCAUACCGUUUGAAAAUUGGUAAAAAUUUAAGCAAGUUAUGGUCAUUUAAAAGUACCCGCAUCAUUAAAACUCAAUGCUACGAGUGAGCGAGCGCCCUGUGGUAAGAUGGCCGCCAAAAUGUGGAUGUUCCACUCAAUUGGCCAUCAGCGCGGACGCGACAUCUAGCCUUUAUACAUAUUUAUGAGUCCGAUAUUAAAUGUGUUCUCAAUUUGUCACAUCACAGACCACCAGGCCAAAUUUGAAUGAUUAAAAAACGCCACGUAAAAAGUAAGUUAAUAAAAUUCUUUAAAAAAAAAAUUAGGCCGGAUUCUCUGUUCUCAAACGCUGAGAGCGUGCCCGCGUCGGCGCCGAAGCCACGCCCACUCGCGAGAAAGUCGCUGGGCCUAGGGGCGGGGCCAUUCGCGGAGGCUGCAGUGCGUCGCUGAGCAACUGUUUUAGCCCCUCCCAUAUCAUCCUCAACACAGAAAUGUGGGAAAACUAAUGUUGUAACUCCACAAUUCAGUAGUGCUUCAUAGUUCACAGGCUUUGUAACGCAGUUCAGCAAUAUGUUUCUAACAUUUAUAAUGUGUUUACAAACAAUUCUCUGAAAUGACUUUACACAAACUUUAAAAAAAACAAAACAAGACUAACGCUCUUUAUUGCUGAGGUCAUUCUGUACGGUUUCUACUUUAGUGUUCAUACGGUUACAGCAUUUAUUCUGUAUUAAAGGUCACAUGUUGUCUCUAAACUUUAUAAUAUUGACAUGCGGUGAAAGUUAAUUUUCAGGUUUAGUUGGAUGUUAGUCUUUUACUAACACUUGAGCUUUUGCAUCUGUGAACGAGUUUGAUCUUUAACUCCACCAGCACAUUAAUCUCAUUAUACAGAUGGGACUUUACUGGAAAUGUGAGUUUAGUAGGACUAUCUGUUACUAACUUUGGUAGACAUUUAGUUGUGUUUAUAGCAACACUUGACUUACAGUCACAAUGAUCACAUAUAGACACUAUUGCUUUCAAAUAUGGCAACGUUUAGUAAGUUAUAAACUUUCAAAAUAAAAAAUCUUUAAUGUAGCUAAGCUAUGAUCCUGGCUCUGUGUGUAAUGUAUUUGUUUGAUUGAUGAAUGUAACUCAUUACUUUUGCAUUGAUGCAUUAAAAAAUCUCAUCCAUGAUGAUGUUUUCUCCAUGUGAUAAAUAAAGUCGUCCAUUUUUGACUUCA